UCUAAACCCAGAAGCACCAUAAGGCACCAUAAGGUUAGUAUCAUCCGUUUCGACCGUACUAUCUAAACAGUCAAUAGACCAAUUCCAAUCAAUCACUGCUUAUAUUACUUUGAUUCAAGGGCAUCAAAGUCAUUCACCUUUGAACCAAAUAUAUGUUAUUGUAUGAUGAACCUGCAUGGACCGUUUGAGAUUGAUGUCUUCAAAAAAGGUGAAGCCAUUAUGCACCAUUAGGCAUUUCCUUUAGUACAAUAAUGUAAAUAGCAUAAUAAUGCCGGGUUACAGUUUACAGCUAAUCUUAUUUUUGAAGUGUCAACGGAGUAUAUAAUCUGGGGUUCAUCGUAAGACUACACAUUUGAAGGAGGACAGUGGCCUUGGUUGGAGAGGUGAGACAAAAAGUAGCCCUGAGCAAGGACCUAACUGUUUUUGAGGGACUUUUAGCUCUGAGCAUGGAUGCGACCAAAAUCUCAAACUUCAGCAUCGAUCGCAUUUUAGGCACUGAAGUGGGACCUUCUUAUCCAACUGGAGCCGAAUCUUUACAACAUUUUGGAUGUUUGUCUGGGAUCUUCCUCCAUGGACACUCAAAUCGACAUAAUGGAAACUGGAAAUAUGGGUCUCAGCCUCUGUGCACUUACUUGGACCAAGGUGGAAUCCAAAGAAAUCGGGGCAGAAUGCGCACUGUGUUCACCAACAGCCAGACCAAACAACUGGAACAGCUGUUCGAACAAACGGAUUACCCCGGCGUGGAAGGACGGGCAGAACUAGCCAGGAACGCGUGCCUCGCGGAGGAAACAGUUAGGGUAUGGUUCAAAAACCGUCGUGCGCGCCUAAAGAGGCAGAAGAGCGGCACCAAGGCCAAAUCCCCAGACUUGGCUACGUCGAAGAGAGACUGGCCGACAGUCUACAACAACCGCAGGUUCAUGGGAAACAGCUUAUCACGACUGCUCUGAUGAUAAUAAGAACAUAUGCUUUCUUUACACUAAUUUAUGUUCACUUGAGUUCAUAGGCCUUUAGGCCUACUCACCAUGCGUAAAUAUCCCCAGAUAGCAAUUCAUUGGUGGGCAUUUAAUUUAAAAAGUAAAUUCAAUUUUUAGACCUGCAAUAAAUGCACAUUUGAGCAA
Coregonus clupeaformis (lake whitefish) is the source of this 1118-nucleotide messenger RNA. RefSeq names its product homeobox protein goosecoid-like. Gene Ontology annotation, biological process: regulation of transcription by RNA polymerase II. Gene Ontology annotation, cellular component: nucleus. The transcript is spliced from 3 exons. Gene Ontology annotation, molecular function: RNA polymerase II cis-regulatory region sequence-specific DNA binding; DNA-binding transcription factor activity, RNA polymerase II-specific. The record is from RefSeq and is a predicted model, not a curated record. Lineage: Eukaryota; Metazoa; Chordata; Actinopteri; Salmoniformes; Salmonidae. Bases 447 to 947 code for a protein of 166 amino acids.